UUCUCAAGUGUGUCUGUCUGAAGGAGCUCGGCGGCGGUGCUCCUCUAACCCCCUGGGAGUCCGACACCACGCAGCCGCGCUAUAACCGUAGUUGCUGGACAGUUGAGGGUUUGUCGGUCCGGGGGGGUCAGCUCUGUGCGUCGGUACUCAGCGGAGAAGAUGUCUAACGUAAACUGGAAACCUUUUGUUUUCGGCGGGCUGGCCUCUGUGACGGCGGAAUGCGGUACGUUUCCAAUCGACUUAACCAAGACGCGUCUCCAGGUUCAAGGCCAGGUGGGCGACAGAAGGUACCGAGAGAUCCGCUACAGAGGCAUGCUCCAUGCCAUCAUGAGGAUCGGAAAGGAGGAGGGGCCCCGGGCUCUUUAUUCAGGAAUUGCUCCUGCCAUGCUUCGCCAGGCCUCCUAUGGUACCAUCAAAAUCGGCACAUACCAGAGCUUCAAGAGGCUUCUGGUUGACCGGCCGGAGGAUGAGACCCUGCUGACCAACGUGGCGUGUGGCAUUCUCUCCGGAGUCAUCUCCUCCUCCAUCGCCAACCCCACUGAUGUGCUGAAGAUUCGAAUGCAAGCUCAGGGAAAUGUCAUCCAAGGCAGCAUGAUGGGCAACUUCAUCAACAUCUACCAGCAGGAGGGAACCAGAGGCCUUUGGAAAGGCGUUUCUCUGACGGCGCAGAGGGCUGCCAUUGUGGUCGGCGUUGAACUUCCAGUCUAUGACAUCACCAAGAAACACCUGAUCCUUUCGGGCUACAUGGGGGACACUGUGUACACACACUUCUUGUCGAGCUUCGUGUGCGGCCUAGCUGGCGCUUUGGCCUCAAAUCCAGUAGACGUGGUGCGGACGCGCAUGAUGAAUCAGCGAGGAGGAGCCCUCUACCAGGGGACGCUGGACUGCUUGCUGCAGACGUGGCGCUCUGAGGGGUUCAUGGCUCUCUAUAAAGGCUUCUUCCCCAACUGGCUGCGUCUGGGACCGUGGAACAUCAUCUUCUUCCUCACUUACGAGCAGCUGAAGAAGAUCGAUGUGUGAUUAUUUAUUUUCUUUAAAGCGGCACUGCACGGCGAUGAGUGUGAUGCUCUAGGAAGAUCGGAGAGGACCAAAAUCGGGAGCAGCUGGGCAACAGUGGACCCCUGAUGGAAACGGAGUCUGGGUCGGCCUGAUUCCUGUUUUAGGCUGAUUGUGGAGAACGUGGAAGGAACCAUGUCACGGGCUGUCGUCGUUCUAGCUGGGCUUUCUAUAAGCUUCUUUCCUAAGCAUCUGCAUCUCAAUCAUCCACAUGUCAACUUAACUGUGACGGUGGAU
Molecule: messenger RNA, 1293 nt
Organism: Oryzias latipes (Japanese medaka)
Lineage: Eukaryota; Metazoa; Chordata; Actinopteri; Beloniformes; Adrianichthyidae
Product: kidney mitochondrial carrier protein 1
Biological process (GO): transmembrane transport
Source: RefSeq, a predicted model, not a curated record